This is a messenger RNA of Cryptotermes secundus, 768 nucleotides long. It is a transcript of the gene CCAP, whose product is annotated as cardioactive peptide. The coding region runs from base 79 to 570 and encodes 163 amino acids. The record is from RefSeq and is a predicted model, not a curated record. NCBI's taxonomy places the organism in Eukaryota, Metazoa, Arthropoda, Insecta, Blattodea, Kalotermitidae. The transcript has 6 exons.
UCAGCCCCUAAACCCGAAGGACAUCACGUCGAUUCUCUGUCGAUCAAUUCAGUUCCAAACUCAGGGACAAGAGGCAGUAUGAAGGUGUAUCACGUGAUCAUAGCUUGUUCUGUCACUGUACUGCUCGUGGUCCUGGAACUCCCCCUUGUUUCGUGUGAUUCUGUAAUCGUCCAAAGGCCGCAAAUAGAUCCGGCUGAAAUGGACCGCCUGCUGGACCCGAAGAGGAAACGACCCUUCUGCAACGCAUUUACAGGCUGUGGCAAGAAGCGGUCGGACGAGUCAAUGGGGACUUUGGUGGAUAUGAAUUCGGAACCAGCCGUGGAAGAUUUGAGUCGCCAGAUUCUGUCAGAAGCCAAACUGUGGGAGGCAAUCCAAGAGGCAAGAGUCGAACUGCUCAGACGACGUCAGGAACAGAUGCAGCAGAGCCAGUUCCCAGCGGCAGUGGAGAGACCUGUGCCCUACCCUAUUGCCGGAUACCGGAGGAAGCGAUCCGCGGAACCAGACCAGGUACCAGCACAUCACACCAUCUCUGAAGCACAGGAGGAGUUCACGAAAUCCUGGAGUCGAUAAAGUGAAGAGCACCAACACCAUCAGUAGCGGCAAUUUGUUCCCGCUGUAACAGUGUCAUCAACAGUCCCAUUGAAAUUGUUCAAACACAACCAAGACACAAAGUGAGCUUUUCUAUCCCCAUGUCUGUCAGUGAAAAAAUAUUCCUGGAAUGUUCCACUUAAACUUCAUGUAGAAUACAAUAAAAACUACACAACUGUA